AUGGUGGACAAGCGGAACGGCGCGGUGGGGAUGCGGUGGGAGUGGGAUGCGGCGUUCGGCGGCGUGUGGCCGGGGGUGAAGCGAAGGAGGGUAGCGGCGCCGAGGCGGAUUAGGAGGCUGCACGUCGGCGCGGCGCAGUGCCGUGGGCGGCGGCCCUAUCAGGAGGACAGGGUGGUGGCGCUGCAAGAAUACAAACUACCCUGCAGGGAGGACCAGUCACCAGCAUCCACCUCUGGAUAUGAGGCCAGUGGCAAUGACACACAACGGUCCUAUUUUGGGAUAUUUGAUGGGCAUUCAGGAGAGGAGGUGGCAGCCAUGGCGGCAGGGCGAAUGCACAGCAUCCUGGCACACACGCUGGCCUCCAACCCCACGCCAGAUGCCAAGAAGGGCGAUCGAGGUGACAGGGUGAGCAGGGCCCUGCGGCGAAGCUUCUUGAAAAUGGACAAGGAGCUGUGGCGCUGGUCGCUGAUGAACUGGGACGAGAGGUACCUGGGGGGAAGCUGCGCAUGUGUGGCAUACAGGGAGGGGGAGGACCUGUACGUUGCAAAUGCAGGCGACUGCCGCGCCGUGAUAUCUCACAACGGCACCGCCCUCCCGCUCUCCCGCGACCACAAGCCCGAUGCGCCCGGUGAGCGCGAGCGCCUGGCAGCCGUGGGCGCCCUCACGGCCCAAUCCAAAAACACGACCUACAUCGUCUCCCGCGAGUGCGCAUCCGGCCUGGCGGUGUCGCGCUGCCUGGGGGACAUCCACUUCAAGCAGCUCGGGUACCUGACGGCGGAGCCGGACGUGAGCCGCACGAGGCUGGAGGCGGGCCACGAGUUCCUGGUGAUGGCGUGCGACGGCGUGUGGGACGUGAUGACCAACCAGGAGGCGGUGAACGUCGUGAGGGAGUUCCUGAGGAACGUGGAGAGGACGGAAGAAGCUGUGGAGGCAGCUACCGCGAAGCUGAUAGAGAAGGCGCUCAUGAAGGGAUCUGGAGACAACCUGUCCGCAGUAGUGGCGCUGAUCGAGUGGGACAAAUAG
This is a messenger RNA of Ostreobium quekettii, 1023 nucleotides long. The record is from the annotation of a GenBank genome assembly. NCBI's taxonomy places the organism in Eukaryota, Viridiplantae, Chlorophyta, Ulvophyceae, Bryopsidales, Ostreobiaceae.